Boleophthalmus pectinirostris (great blue-spotted mudskipper) is the source of this 1755-nucleotide messenger RNA. RefSeq names its product cGMP-dependent protein kinase 2-like. The record is from RefSeq and is a predicted model, not a curated record. Gene Ontology annotation, molecular function: cGMP-dependent protein kinase activity; ATP binding. The coding region runs from base 1 to 1755 and encodes 584 amino acids. The transcript is spliced from 17 exons. NCBI's taxonomy places the organism in Eukaryota, Metazoa, Chordata, Actinopteri, Gobiiformes, Gobiidae. Gene Ontology annotation, biological process: protein phosphorylation.
AUGCGGCGUUACGACGUGCAGCUAAAACCCCUGACUGUGGCGUCUGGCGCGCGCUGUGGCCUGGUUGUGCGUCUGAACUACAGCGGCAUGUGCCUGGCGUCUGAUGCCCAGUUCAGUGACUUCCUGGACGGGAUGGGACCAGCGCAGUUCGUGGGCCGACAGACGCUGGCCACCACCUCCAUGGCCCUGGACUCGGUGGAGACCUGGACUCUGGACCGUGUGGUUUUUCAGAACAUCAUGAGGAGAACAGCAGAGACCAGACGACAACAGCACCGGGACUUCCUCAGGAGUGUGUCGGUGCUGAGGAACCUUCCAGAGGAAAAGCUCAGUAAAAUGGUCGACUGUCUGGACGUGGAAUACUACAACCAGGAAGAGUACAUCAUCCGAGAGGGAGAAGAGGGCAGUACUUUCUACAUCAUCUCACAGGGACAGGUUGCAGUGACUCAGAGCACAGAGGGGGGGCGCUCUCCUUUGCUCAUAAACACUCUGCACAAGGGAGAUUAUUUUGGAGAAAAGGCCCUCAUCAGUGACGACGUGCGGUCGGCGAACAUCGUGGCGGGCGAAGGCGGCGUCGAGUGUCUGGUCAUCGACAGAGAGACGUUUGACCAGACCGUGGGGACCUUCUGUGAGCUGCAGAAGUAUCUUCAGGGGUACGUGGCGUCUCUGGAGCGAGACGACAGGAAACGACACGCCAAGAGGUCCCUGUCCAUGCUCCAGUCCCAGCCUCUGUCCCAGGAUCGGGCUCGUCUGAGGGAGCUGGUCUCUGGGUUCUGCUGCUCCAGACCGUUCCACCACCUGGAGCUGGUGUCCACGCUCGGAGUGGGAGGAUUCGGACGCGUCGAACUGCAGGAGGAGCAGGUGGAGCAGCAGGAGCAGGUGAAGGUGGAGCAGGAGGUGGGGUUGGCGCUGAAGAUCAUCAAGAAACAUCAGGUGGUGGAGAACAGACAACAGGAGCACAUCCACUCAGAGAAGAACAUCCUGAAGGACAGUCGAUCCCCCUUCAUCGUCACACUCUACGGCACGUUCAAAGACGAGAAGUACGUGUACAUGCUGCUGGAGGCCUGUCUGGGAGGAGAAGUGUGGAGUCUGCUCCGAGACAGAGGUUCCUUCGACGAGUCCACGUCUCGGUUCUGCGUGUCGUGUGUGACUGAGGCUCUCGAGUAUCUUCAUCGAAACUCCAUCGUCUACAGAGACCUGAAGCCCGAGAACCUCCUGCUGGACCAACACGGGUACUGCAAACUGACGGACUUUGGUUUUGCGAAGCGUCUGUGUUCGGGGCAGAAGACCUGGACCUUCUGUGGGACUCCAGAGUACGUGGCUCCUGAGGUUCUGCUCAACAAAGGUCACGACCUCAGCGUCGACCUCUGGGCCCUGGGCGUCCUGCUGUACGAGCUGCUGACCGGGAGUCCUCCGUUCUCCGGCGUGGAUCACAUGACUCUUUACGGUUUGAUUCUUCGAGGUGUUGAGAAAAUCGACUUCCCCAAAAAGAUCUCGAAGAAACCAGAAGAUCUGAUCCGCAAACUCUGCAGGAGGAACCCUGCGGAGCGUUUGGGGAACCUGAAGAACGGCAUCACGGACAUCAAGAAGCACAGGUGGUUCAGUGGAUUUAACUGGAGCGGACUGAAGAACCGAACUGUGACAUCUCCACUCAAGAGAGAAAUUGCUGGGCCGUUGGACCACAGUUAUUUUGACUCUUUUCCUCCAGAUGAAGAUGAACCUCCAGACGAACUGUCAGGCUGGGACCAGGACUUCUGA